Durusdinium trenchii is the source of this 2223-nucleotide messenger RNA. The record is from the annotation of a GenBank genome assembly. Lineage: Eukaryota; Dinophyceae; Suessiales; Symbiodiniaceae.
AUGUUGUGCUGCGCAGUGUUGCACUGGCUUUCGCGCUAUGGGCCGGCUGAAUUGGCUCAAGUCGCUUGGGCCGGCAGAUGGCCAGGUCUUCGCGUGGCCAUGCCAGUCCUCCAAGGUGGCGAUUGGUACUAUGUCGAUGGGGAGAAGCCCAGCCCUUUGAAGGAACCCGAGCAAAAGGCAGAGAACAAGCCCGGACAUCGACCAAUCAGCUCAUAUCAAUUGCCCAAAUGGGUCUACCAUCCUGAGCGAGUGAAUCGAAGGAUUGUGAUCAACAAGGAGGACUAUUUUGGAAUGGCGGCCGAUGGUCUUCGAAACUUCGACCUUUGGAACGUGGCUCAUGUGGUGGGGAAUGACUCCAAUGCACAUGACUGGAUUGGGCCAACAUCCUUAUGGCCUUGUGGAUGUUUUGUCCCUUUCCUGGCAAUCAUUGCGUAUUUGCUGAUGGUUCUGGUGCUUCUUCUUUUCACCACUUUGAGCUUGAUCGCAGGGCUCUUCUUCGCACUCCCACUCUCCUGUGGAUGCUGCCACCUCUACUCUUGGAAGUGUAGCCGCGCUUGGAACACAGAUGUUUAUCAGAAACUCAUUUACUUCUUCUACUACUUCCAGCAUCGUGGGAUCAAAGACCCCAAAGCCUCCGCAGAAUUCAUGCCUGUGGAGGGUAUGGCCCCUCGUCGGGUGCUGGAGAAACAAUACUUGGAUUAUGGCCUCAAUAUCCAAGUGCCCAAGGGUGCGGAAGAUCAGUUUUUGGAGCAGUACCUUUCUCCAAAGCUCCUGGAGAACUUCAUUGAAGAUCGGAUGCAUUGGCUGCCAAGACAUGAGCACUGGAAUGAAUUUGGGCCAGACGAGAAUCCGGUCGAUUUUGUGAUGAACCAGCUUUCAGCUGUUUAUCCACAUGUCUACCAGGAGUGGUUAGACAAGCACAGCGAUGAGGCUUUAACCCGCUUCUGCCUCUAUGGACUCGGAGCACAUCGUGUGGAGGUGGAAGUCGUCGAUGGCAAGAAGCACUUCGUGGUGAGGACCAAUGCCUUAUCCGGAUUGCCGGUGCGUCAUGGAUUCGAAAGAUAUGGAGGUGAUGCAUACUUUAGCGAGGAUUGGCGUCCUGUGAUGAUUGUUGACCAAGGCCGUGGCGAUUUGGUGGAAGACUUUCACCAGAAACAGUUCAUCGCUCGACCAGGAGAUGAAGAGUGGGAACGAACUAAGUUUCGCUUUCGCUCCUCCUUAUUCUCCUUGGUGACCAUGGUGGAUCACCUAUACUUUGUUCAUUUGCAAUUGGCCAACUUGUUCGUCACAUCUUUGCGUGAGCAGAUGUCGGAAUCCCAUCCAAUCCGACGCUUCAUGACACCCUUUACCUACCAGACCAUCUCCAUCAAUGACAAUGCGGCACACAACCUUGUAGCACCUCGAACGAUGGGGCCACGUUGCUUUGCACUGACUGACAAGGGCUUCGAGCUGGCUUUCUCCGCAGCACCAUCUCUUCAAGUUUGGGGAUAUGAAGUGCCAAAAUCACAAGGUGGGCCGUGCUUGCACCUCAAAGACUACUUCGCCUACAAGAAGAGCACAGGGGUGGAUACAGAGUACUUUCGUCAAGCUUCUCAGCUCUAUGACAUAUUUUGCAAAUUUGUCACCUCCUACCUUGAGUGCUACUAUGCCAAAAAGGAAGAUCUUGUUCAAGAUCAAGAACUUGUUGCAAUGGCCCAGCACUACUUUGCUCGAUAUGAGGCAGUUUCUGCACAUGCAUUGGGAAGGAUUCGAAUGCCUUGGAUUCAAGCACCCAACAAUGAUGAGGAUGUAUGUGCAGCUUAUGACUUCUACGUGAAUUGGCUCGCAAGUCUUGUGUGGAUGGUCACAGCAGGGCAUGAACAAAUGGGUGCUGUUGAAGUUUAUGCUCAAGAUGCUUCAUGGACGGCCUUCAAGUGGACACAUGGAUCGGCGUGUGGAACCAAGCAGACGGCGACUGCUCAGGCCUUGUUGAUGUCAUUCACAUCAACUCCGAUGCCGAAACUCAUGGGAGAGGAUUGGUCCCAUCUUUUCCCAAAAACAGCUGUCUUGGCAAGUCCAGAGAAGAGCCCAGAAAGUGCUUACAAGACCUUUCAGCAGGAGUUGGCCACAAUGGCUGAUCAGUGUGACAGAUUCAAUGCAAAUGCAAGAACCAGAACCUUUCCUGAAUGUUUCCCGAUGUACACCAACAACCCUCGUGUGCUAGAAAGUGCUGUCAGUGUGUGA